Messenger RNA from Cyclospora cayetanensis, 1755 nucleotides. RefSeq lists its product as uncharacterized. The record is from RefSeq and is a predicted model, not a curated record. Lineage: Eukaryota; Apicomplexa; Conoidasida; Eucoccidiorida; Eimeriidae. The transcript has 6 exons. The coding region runs from base 1 to 1755 and encodes 584 amino acids.
AUGCUACAGCAGGUCAUAAUCAGAGAAGUAAUGCGGUUGAGUGGAGCCCAUCUGCUUCAUAUCGCCGCCCAGGCAAAAGAACCUCUCUCUACUGCGAUAUCUCUGGCGAUUCCCUUGAUAUCUCCGCCUCAAUUCAUUUUAAGACCCUCGCCACCCUGUUUUAGCGACAGCGCAGAGAAACAGAGCAGGUGUGCACACGUCGACGCGGUUCAAAACAGCAAACACCUGAGUUGCAUCGAAGCAUCGAAUGCACAAAAGCACGGUGUUUUAAAAAAAAGGCCUGAUGACUGCAAGGACCAAGCUACGACACAAGUGGCUAACACUAUUGAUGACCAAGCUAGGAUUCCUGAAGGGUUAGAACACAAACUUAGAGCGCUCAGCGUUGCAGCAGUGCAGGGGUUUACGGACGAAUCUGGGGCUGCUGAAUACAGAGAGGAAGUCUGCGGCAAGACAUUUGUCGCAUACGACCUGCUGGUCCUCACGGGAGGGAUGCAUGAUGCAGCCCUCCAAAAGCUUGGAAUUCGCAGCUGGGGCCUCAGCGACUGCAGCAACUCCAUACAACAUGUUGCUGAGCUACCCAGCAGGAUAGGAGGCUAUGAAAACGCACAUCAGUGGGUCCCCAAUUGUCCUACACACAACGAAGUGCCGCGCGAGCUCCGGAAGGUCAACGGUUGCAUUUCGGCAGCAGACCCCCAUUUGCAUGAGUUACUAGGAGAAAGUGGACCUUUCCUUACGCCGCUGCGAUGGAAUCCGCUUGCCAGCGUUGUGGUUUAUGGGAGGUCUCUCGACGCUUUUUGCCUCGUACAAGGCCUUAUCAAGCGCGACGUACCUCCCCAAAAAAUCAGCCUGGUGCUGCCACCUAGGUAUCGACUAUUAUUGAUGCUAUUUCUCAAAACGGACGAGUUGAUAGAAGUGGACGAAUUUUCGACCGAGGCACAGAUGGGCUUGCAACUGCUACAGUUGCUACACCAGAUCGGUGUUCGUGUGCACACCAACGUCCUACUCCACGAUAUUGUUACAGAUAGCCAAGGGAAGCUCAAGGGCGCGCUCUUCACCAAUGCAUCAGACUCCACAAGCACUGGUGGCGAGCCAACACGCCAGCAGCAAGUGGUAAAAACUCCUUUCCCGGAGCCCUGCUGCCCCUGCGAACAUUUGGCCAAACCAGCCUUUGACUUGCCACUUCGCAGCCCUUUGUACUUUCCAUAUUUGCAGUCUGGCUCUCCUGGGCCACCAAUGACACCGUUUUGCAACGCUGAAGACACCCAGCAAAUGUGGUGCUCCGCAUAUCAAUAUCUAGUGGACGAGUGGGAGCCUCAGGAGGACGGUGAGCCCCAGCGGGGCCUCUUGCCGCUUGCACACUUGCGUAUUGUUGCAAAGAAGCUGAUGGGUUUUUCUUGUUGCUCGAGUUGGUACGCAGGGCAUGGACUGGCACGCAGCCACUCCCUCACUUCGCUCCGCUCUUUUGAUCCAGCUGCGAGCUCCGGCACUGCAGCAGCAUUUGACACUGUAAGCGCGGUCGGCUUGUCGUCGGCUAUGGGGAAAUGCAAGUUUCUUCCAUGCCGCGUCUUAUUGACUGCGGAUCGACAGGAUAUAGAUUGGGACCUCCUGCAGGCGGUUCAAGGCGCUGGGCUAGUCUACGACGGAAGAAUGAUUGUGCAUCACGAUUUUAGCGUAAGACGCAAAGACAUCACGCCCUCGGAAGUCCCACGCAUAUGCCCAGCAUGCCGCUGCUUUAGGGCAGCUAGGGACAACUAG